Molecule: messenger RNA, 2280 nt
Organism: Daldinia caldariorum
Lineage: Eukaryota; Fungi; Ascomycota; Sordariomycetes; Xylariales; Hypoxylaceae
Exons: 3
Coding region: 42-1577 (511 amino acids)
Cellular component (GO): SUMO-targeted ubiquitin ligase complex
Molecular function (GO): ubiquitin-protein transferase activity
Source: RefSeq, a predicted model, not a curated record
CCGUAAGGGCAGGUCUAUCUGGUAUCUAGAGUAAUUUCGAUAUGGCCGAAAUUGCCGACUCUGAUCUUGGAGAUCCUUUGUCUUCGACUCCUCCCGGCUUUGUUGCGAGCCCUACACCAAGCCCUACGUUGUCGCUUCAAAGUACAGACGACGGUUCAAACUCUAUUAUGUCCGAGUCCUCCUUUGAUGUUCGACCAGAGCCUCGACGUCUUUACAAUCAGAUACCCCCACGUAGCAGCAGUUCAGCUCCUCGCACCGUAUCUUCCCCCAUACCAUCUAGUGAUCCAGAAGAAAUCGUAGACUUCAUCGACCGAAUUUACCAUUUCGGAUCCCCGAUAGACAGCGACGAUCCCCUCUUGGAGAACGCAUACGGCCAUCACAUAGACCUCGAUAUUGAUUUAGCCGACGAGUACGAUUCAGAAGAAAGCUUGUUUGUGAACGGCCGCCCCGACAGAGACGGUGAUAUUGAUCUAGUUGAUCGCCAAUCCCUCGAUUCUUGGCCGAGCAGUCCUGAAUAUAACGCCGUAGAAGAUUAUAUGCCGCUCAGGAUGGAUGGACGUAGAGAACUGGAGAACUUGAGAGACGAAUUGAUAGCCUUCGAGGUGGAGCAUGGUCGUACCUCCGCUGCUCGGAGACAAAGACAACAGCAACCUCAAAGAGAACCUGAGGUUAUCGAUUUGACAGGCGAUAGCCCCCUCCAACCUGCACCUCGAAACCGCAUACAUACCCUUCGCGGACGACGUUCACAACAGCGGGGCACCCCACCACGAUUAGAACGAAGUGAUGCUAGCUACAUGAACCCUCAGACCGUUAUCAACCUCGUUUCUGAUUCCGAAGACGAACCUGAAGCAAUGCCGCCUCCCAGAAGAAGUGUUCCCCCUCCUCCUAAUCCCCCCCAGGCGGACUUGGCCCGAAACCAAAAUCGAAUGCGACCAGGACGGCAACCAAUGCAACCCGAUCGCAUGCCUGGCCGCUAUCCUUUUGACCAGAUUCAAGAACUUAUGAAUCAAAUUCCUAUGUUCCGUAUCUUCAACCCAAACCCUCUGGUAAACAAUCACGACGACGAUAUAGUCCUACUAGGCCAUCGCAACGUAAUGCAAGAUGUGAUGCCGCAGCCGAACCUCCCCCCGGUAAACCUUGACUACGACAUCCAUCCCUUUGCUGCGAUGGCGCCACCCGUGCCUGGAGGCGCUAAUCCGAAGCCCGCGCAUGAACCUCCGAAGGAAACAAGAGCGGGCUUCACGAGAAACACUGGCGAGGAUGUCGUAGCCAUCUGUCCUAGUUGUGAGCAGGAACUAGCAUAUGACCCGGAUGGUGACGGAGGCAAUACACCCACACCGUCCAAAAGAGCUCGUACAAAGAAAGACAAAGCUGAGCACCACUUCUGGGCGGUUAAGGCCUGUGGACACGUCUACUGCAAGAAGUGCUACGAGUACCGCAAGUCGACGGCCAAGAACCGCGUCCCCGUGGGUUUUCGACCUGAUCCUAGCGGUGCCAAGAAUAAGGUGAUGUGCGCUGUCGAAGACUGCGAUUCGGAUGUAAGCGCGAAGGCUGCCUGGGUCGGCAUCUUCCUAUGACGGAGGGGCCUGUCUUCACUUUGCCCCUCCAAAUUGAUUAAGUCUAGUCUGGGGAUGCUGGAUACCCGACUCAAGAUAAUUCUACGGCGUUGUGACACUUCUCCGGUACUCAUAUUUGCAUCAUAAGGCGUUCCGUUAAGGCAAGGGUAUAAACGUGGGAUGACGGUCGGAAGGGAACUGGGUAGGGUCGAUAUCCCCAUACUUUGUCUACAUUUUACUUUUCUCCUUGUCUUUUUUUUUUCUUUUCUCGUGGCCCUUGGCAUACGUGUAUUUUCAUAAAUACAGACCUGAUUACGGACACUAGCCUCUCCAUACUACCACAACAACCUGAGUCGGUCAUCGUAUGAAAAGAAAUACGGUGGAUAUAAGAUGUGGGAGUGGCGGGUUUGGUUUAGGUAGGUACUUAGGUCGCAUUGCGUCGUACUCUAGCCUACUAGACGGCUUGCGAGAGGCUUUCAGCCAGUCUAUAAGUAAUUAGAGGCAUCGUUAUGUUCCGAGAAGCCUACUGGAAUCACGGCGUACAUUUCUAAUGAUUGAUUCGUCAACAGAGUAUGUAGUUGUAGUGCAGUAUGUACCAUAUUCACGGAAGGGCAAGGCAACUUUAGGUACGGUACCACGGCAGAGGCUACAUCAAGUUAAGAAAGAUAAAAAUAAAUAUGUAGUCCAAGCUAAGAAGUAAGCGAAGCGAGCCAUGACUAAAGAA